GAGAGGGGUACACUAUUCGUCCCUUCUAUAAAAGCUGAUAUGAAAUCACCAGAUAUGUCCAGAUUACGCUUAUCGUUAUACCUCAAUACGUGUAGUUAAAAGUAAUCGUUAUGAAACUGAACUUUGUGAUAUUGAUGGCCCUGAUAUCCAUAGCACUUUUUGCAGGAGUGACUGCUGCCGGGAAAAGGCGAAAAAUUAUCAUCCACGUCCCAGUGAAGGUUAAGCAACAAAAACAUAUCCACACGGAAGUAAAAACAGUUCAUCAUCAUCAUAAGCCUACUGUUGUGAAAGAAGAAAAAAUAAUAAAAAAGGAGGUUCACAAGCCAAUAGUCAUCAAAGAAGAGAUCGAACAUGAGCAUUUCCAUCAUCACUACAAGCACGAUCAUCCUACAUUUGAUAUCAAUGGUCAUGAAUCACUUGGAACAGGGGUGCAAUUUAACUGAUUGCGACUACAAACAACUAUAUGUGUAUCUUCUGAAAAAUUCUUCAAUAUGAGUUAUGCAAAUAAAUUAAUCAAAAAUGAAAUCUUUUCAU
Molecule: messenger RNA, 534 nt
Organism: Malaya genurostris
Lineage: Eukaryota; Metazoa; Arthropoda; Insecta; Diptera; Culicidae
Exons: 3
Coding region: 111-443 (110 amino acids)
Source: RefSeq, a predicted model, not a curated record